AUGUCAACUUCCAAUGAUGGACUUCCAACCUCCAGUGAAGAACUAAACCGCGACUGUAACUGCUUUUCCGACUUUGAUGAGAAACAAAGGGGCUUGCUCACUAUCUCCUCUACUGUAUUGUCUCACGUGAAAUCCGGUGAAGAGAAAACUUGUGACCAGACAGUUCAUGGAAAAACGAUUUGUGUGAGAUACGGCAUGACUGCGGUCUAUGAAGUUGCAAUGGCCCCCAGCAGGGAAUUCGACGCAACCUUGCAUAUUCAUACCCGUGUUACGAAGGUAGGCUCAACCCCAAUCAACAUACCGGUCCAUCACCCACCUCUUGACCUCACUCGGUUUUCUGACCUCACUCAGCUUCCUGACAACAGCUACAUCAGUGUUCAGAUAUGGCGGCACGCUUGGGCCGUUGCUCACAGAACAUGUGAUCACCCGUCGGCAGUCGCUUACACAGGCCAUCAUCUUCAAUCAUAUCCAAUUGACACAGGAGAAGAAUCUCAAGAAGAAGUGAAGAGUUGUGUGGUGAGGCUGCUGGCAGAGUCUGGCGACCGGUUAGAGGGAGUCAUGGGUAGUAAAGAGUUGUUUGCUGAUAAUUAG
Tremella mesenterica DSM 1558 is the source of this 591-nucleotide messenger RNA. RefSeq lists its product as uncharacterized. NCBI's taxonomy places the organism in Eukaryota, Fungi, Basidiomycota, Tremellomycetes, Tremellales, Tremellaceae. Bases 1 to 591 code for a protein of 196 amino acids. The transcript is spliced from 3 exons. The record is from RefSeq and is a predicted model, not a curated record.